UUGAAGAGGUGGGGCGUUUUCUGGACUCCCAGCUCCAGUUGUUGAUUUUCCCUCAGAGUGAUUUUUCCGCUCGGGUUUAAAACAUUUGUGCAGGAUUUCGGGCUGGAGAUAUUUUUCCUACGUGUGACUUUUCUGUUGAUUCGUUUCUCCACGAAGGCUUAAGUCUGAUCGGCUGCCAUGACAACAGAGGCGGGGUCAGAGGCGGAGGUGAAGAAGGAGCCGGAGGAGCAGCAGUCUGAGGAGCAGCAGGUGGAGGACCCCAGCGCAGAGAGCACGCAGAACACUGACACACAACCUGCCCCGGAGAACCCUCAGAACCUUGAGAACCCAGAGAACGAGGAGGCGGAGCCUGCUGAGCCCACAAGCCCCGCCUCUUCCAGCGGGCAGAAGAAGGACAAGGGCAUCUCUCGUUUCCUGCCCUCAUGGGGCAAACGGCAGAAAUCCCUAAGCCAAGUGGAGUCUAAAGACACGCCCACUCAGACACAGGAAGAGGAAGAGGAGGAGCCAAAGGGAGAAGGCGAGUCACCUGAGAGGAAGCAAGAGCAGAACUCUGUGUGCAGCUCAGAGACACAGCCAGGGAACGAGGAGUCUGUGAAGAAAGGAGGAGAGGAGCAGAGCACCGUCGUGUCUCCUCUGAAACCUGGAAAGAAGAUGAAGACGGUGGUGUGUCAUGUGACCAUGCUGGACGGGAGCCAGUUCCAGUGUGAGGUGGAGAAGCGAGCCAAGGGUCAGUUCCUGUAUCAGAAAGUGUGUGAACACCUGAACCUCCUGGAGAAGGAUUAUUUUGGGCUGAGCUUCAGAGACAACGCAGACCAUCGGUGCUGGCUUGAUCCGAUGAAGGAGAUCAAACGUCAGAUUCGCAACUCUCAGUGGCAGUUUGUUUUCAACGUGAAGUUUUAUCCAGAUCCCUCACAGCUCUCUGAGGACCUCACCAGGUAUCUGCUGUGUCUGCAGUUGAGGCAGGACAUCGUGUCUGGUCGGUUGCCGUGUUCCUUCGUCACUUUGGCUGUGCUCGGCUCCUACACCUUACAGGCGGAGCUCGGAGAUUACGACACGGCCGAGCAGCAGCUCCACUCCAUCGCUGACUUCCAGCUCGCUAAAGAGCAAACCAAAGAGCUUGAGGAAAAAGUUCUGGAGUUGCACAAGACCUACAGGGGAAUGUCUCCAGCUCAGGCUGAUGUUAAUUUCUUGGAAAAUGCCAAAAAGCUGUCCAUGUACGGCGUUGACCUUCAUCAUGCAAAGGACUCAGAAGGCGUGGACAUCAUGUUAGGAGUGUGUGCUAGUGGUCUGUUGAUCUACAAAGAGCGCCUGAGGAUCAACCGCUUUGCCUGGCCGAAGAUUCUCAAGAUUUCUUACAAACGCAGCAACUUUUACAUCAAGAUCAGACCAGGAGAGGCGGAGCAGUUUGAGAGCACGGUGGGAUUUAAGCUGCCCAAUUAUCGUGCUGCUAAGAGGGUUUGGAAAGUCUGCGUAGAGCAUCACACCUUCUUCAGGUUGUCGAAUCCGGAGCCACCGACUAAGUCGAAGUUCCUGACUCUGGGUUCUAGGUUCCGUUACAGCGGGAGAACCCAGGCUCAGACCCGACAGGCCAGCACUCUGAUCGACAGACCCGCUCCACACUUCCUCCGCACAGGCAGCAAACGCAGCUCACGCAGCCUUGACACUGCUCCUGCGAGCGAUCGCGGUUACGGCGAGAACGGCCGUGACCCCGCCCUGGACCUGUCCUCCGAUUCCAAGAUUCCACAGGUGAAAGAGGGGGCGGAGCCUGGAGAGGCCACAGCCACAGAAGGUGCUGCUGAACCCGUAGCUGAGACUGAGACAGACGGACCAGAUGCUUCUAAAUCCAAGAGCAAGCUGAGAGUGCAGGGAGAGAAUAUUUAUGUCAGACAUAGCAAUCUAAUGCUGGAGGAUCUGGAUAAGACUCAGGAGGAUGUUUUGAGGCAUCAGGCUAGCAUUAGCGAGCUAAAACGCAGUUUUAUGGAGGCGGCUCCAGAACCUCGGCCCAGUCAGUGGGAAAAGCGUCUGACGGGCAGCCCCGCCGCAACCAUCCUGCGUCCGCCCGUCCCAGGGAUAAACCCCGCCCCCCUCGAGAGCGCACUGUCUGACAGCGGUGACAUCAGCAAGAACGAACAGAAUUCAGGGCUUAACGGUCAGCCCGAGGUUAUAGAAGUCAUGAAGGAGAUCAUCGUUAUCGAAGAGGGUAAAAGAACUACGCCCAAAUGCCCGGUUCCUGAUGUGUCCACCGAUGUAACCAUGGUUACAGAGAAAGCCCCGGAAGCGAAGGAAGAGGAGGAGGAGCCGGAGAAGAGCGGAUCGUCAGAGAGCGAGAGCGAAGAGGAGGCGGAGUAUCAUGCUCAGCUUCCCACCUCCACAGACUCCACCCAGCUUAUCAAAGAAGAGCCUGAAGAAGAGCAGGAGCAAAAGGUGGAGCUUAAUGAAGAAGCCACACCUACAGAGGCGGAGCUACAGCCAGUGAGCGAGUCCUUGAAAGAAGAGAAGCCAUCAGCACCGGCAGAAGAGGACGUAUCUGGAGAUGAAGUCUUGGUGACACCCGAUGAAGCACCCAAUGGUCACGCUGAUGAAGCUGAAGCUCCACCCACUCCAUGUGCUGUGGCUGAGGAGCAAGAGGAGGAGACUCGUGCCGUCAACGGUGACGCGUCUCACACGGAAACGGAGCGCGUGCCGCAGGUGAUCUGUUGCUCGGAGCCCCCGGUGGUGAAAACAGAAAUGGUGACCAUCUCAGACACCUUUGCGGCUCAGAAGACGGAGAUCACCACGACGGAGGUCCCCAUCGUUCACACGGAAACCAAAACCAUCACAUACGAAGCUGCUCAGACGGAUGGUGCCGGAGAUGGUGAGCCCGGUGUACUCAUGACAGCGCAGACCAUCACCUCGGAGUCUCUGUGUACAACCACUACUACACACAUCACCAAGACACUAAAAGGCGGGCUCUCAGAAACACGGAUCGAGAAGCGCAUCGUCAUCACAGGCGACUCUGACAUUGAUCAUGACCAGGCCUUAGCCCAGGCCAUAAAAGAAGCCAAAGAGCAGCACCCGGACAUGUCUGUGACCCGUGUGGUGGUGCACAAGGAGACGGAGCUGUCUGAGGACGAGGAGUAAAGAGCUGAAGCCUAUGUUUCAUCUUACAUUAACUUUCUGGUGGACAUCUCUCCCUGCGUCCCCCCGCGUCCCCCUCCUAGCGAGUGAUGGUGUCUCUCAGUGAGGACGAGAGCAGGACGACGCUCUGUUUAUCGUUAUAAGAAAGAAACCACUUCAGCUAAUAUUUUGUAGUGUUUAUUAUUGUUUUUAUUAUUUUUAAUUUUUUUCCCCCUAAAAUAUUGUUCAAUGUUUAUUACUCCAGAUGGGAUCCCCCCCCCUCUCCCUCCCUCCCCCCACAGACCCCCGCGUUCAGCAUGAUGAAUUUUACAGAGUUGCUAUUGAAGGUCCCCUCGGGUGGAUAAAGCCUCUAUACUCUCUACUCGCUCUUAUAUAAAUAUAUAUUUAAUAAAACAAACAGUUUUGAUCACAGACCAUUUUUUAAAAGUAGGAGGGGUUUAAUGUUUUUAAGGAGAAGUAGGCGGGGCUUCUGAUGAUCCUCAGUCUCAUUGGCGUGUUUUUAGGGACCAGCUUGUGUUGGUUUACUUGCACAUCAGUGCCAAUCCUUCCUCUACACACACACACACACACUCAGACACACACACACACACACUCAGACACACACACACUCACACACACACACACACACACACACACUCUCAGAGAGACACACUCUCAGAGAGAGACACACACACACUCACUCAGACACACACACACUCAGAGACACACACAGACACACACACACACACAUAUACAUUCCACCACAGGGAGGUGCGCUUCGUCUACCUCUACUAGUAAUAAAAGAUAAAAAAAGACAAAUAAAACCUGGUACAAAACGACCAAAAGGAGAUUUCCUGACGUCUCUCGGCAGAUUUCCUGACGUCUCUCGGCAGAUUUCCUGACGUCUCUCGGCAGAUUUCCUGACGUCUCUCGGCAGAUUUCCUGACGUCUCUCGGCAGAUUUCCUGACGUCUCUCGGCAGAUUUCCUGACGUCUCUCGGCAGAUUUCCUGACGUCUCUCGGCAGCUCGGCGUGUCCCACUUUUCAUACGCAGAUUUUAUUCCUCCUAAAAUUCCUGUUUGUACAAAUGAAGCAUCAUCGUUCCCUUUUUUACACAUUUUAUUAAACUUUUUUCCUUCAGUUUGGUUUUCACUACAUGUCAUUUUUACAGCAGAAUAAAAACAAGACUGUUCUCACCCCCCACCCCACCCACCCCACCCUGUGUACCUGUGUACACUCAGGCACUCGUCUUUCCCACCUCUGUCUCUUCAUCAGCUCGUUCUUUGUGUUUGCGGCUCCUCUCUCUCACCACUUCCUCUCAUCUCUUUGUCUAACGAUGUUCAAAUAAAAGUUUGUUUAUUCUCUAA
Messenger RNA from Tachysurus fulvidraco (yellow catfish), 4462 nucleotides. RefSeq names its product erythrocyte membrane protein band 4.1 like 2 (gene epb41l2). The coding region runs from base 178 to 3120 and encodes 980 amino acids. NCBI's taxonomy places the organism in Eukaryota, Metazoa, Chordata, Actinopteri, Siluriformes, Bagridae. The transcript is spliced from 24 exons. Gene Ontology annotation, cellular component: cytoskeleton; plasma membrane. The record is from RefSeq and is a predicted model, not a curated record. Gene Ontology annotation, biological process: cortical actin cytoskeleton organization. Gene Ontology annotation, molecular function: structural molecule activity; actin binding.